This is a messenger RNA of Pundamilia nyererei, 712 nucleotides long. RefSeq names its product protein C2-DOMAIN ABA-RELATED 1-like. Gene Ontology annotation, molecular function: wide pore channel activity. NCBI's taxonomy places the organism in Eukaryota, Metazoa, Chordata, Actinopteri, Cichliformes, Cichlidae. Gene Ontology annotation, cellular component: membrane. The transcript has 2 exons. The record is from RefSeq and is a predicted model, not a curated record. Gene Ontology annotation, biological process: immunological synapse formation; T cell mediated cytotoxicity; defense response to virus. Bases 88 to 477 code for a protein of 129 amino acids.
UAAAGCUGAUAAGUCAGCCUCUAAAACGUCCCUAACAGCAGGUAAUGUGGUGAGAGACAAGAUCGAGCUACAGCCUCCAGCAAAGCCAUGGACUCUAGUGUGCCCCUCGUCCUUUUGCUGCUCAUGUGCAGUUCAAUCAUGGUCGAAGCCCAACUCAAGGUGUAUGAUCUGCGAGCCAGCAAUCUUCCCACCGUUAUCCUGUUAACCACAGAUGCCUAUGUCACGGUGUCCUGUGGUUCUACUUCUCUGGGUAAAACAUCUGUUCGCUACAAUGACCCGAACCCCUGGUGGAACGAGGAAUUCUCCUACUUCUAUGCUGAGGAAAAUGACAUGCUGACUCUCGAGGUUUAUGACUUGGACUUGCUCUUUGAUGAUCAGCUGGGAGUCUGCCAAAGGCAGCUCAAGGUGGGAACCUAUCAGCAUGACUGCUUCCUGACCAAAGGCGGGACUCUCCAUUAUACUUAUACUCUUGGUUAAAACAAUCAGUAGGCAUGCAGAGAUUUGUAUGACAUCUGAUGUCCAUAGGCAGCCUUCAUUUACCACAGCUUAACAAUGUAGACUGUUAUAGUAGAUCUGAAAUCCAUUUUCAGGGUUUUGAUCAUGCUCACAUUAACCAAAAAAUCAAACGUCUUAAAGCCUGUAAACUCUUUCUACUAGACUUCAGUACUUGCUGCCUGUUUCACCAAUUGAAAUAAAGUUUCUUGCAACAAAA